UCCGGUUGGGGAAGAUGGCGAUGGCUGGGGCGGCAUCCCGGGAGCCCCUGCUUAGCUGGUGCACCGAAGAGUUGCGGAAAACUUUCAGCCUGGAUGUCAGCGAGGAGAUUAUGCAGUAUGUUUUGUCAAUUGAGAGUGCUGAAGAGAUACGAGAAUAUGUCACUGACCUCCUCCAGGGAAAUGAGGGCAAAAAAGGUCAAUUCAUCGAAGAGCUUAUAAUCAGAUGGCAAAAUAAUGAUCAGGAGUCUAUUUCUGAUCCUUUGCAGCAAUACUUCAAAAAGGAUGAAAUUUUAGAUGGGCAGAGAUCAGGAGACCAAAUAAAGAAAAGUAGACGGAAAGGGAGAAACAGACAGGAAGUCCCUUCUUCAUUUGCUGAACCUGACACAGCCGUAGAGGUUAAAACACCUUUUGAUUUGGCCAAGGCACAAGAGAACAGUAGUUCCUUAAAGAAGAAGACGAAGUUUGUCAAUUUAUACACAAGAGAGGGACAGGACAGGCUUGCGGUCCUGCUCCCUGGUCGCCACCCUUGUGAUUGCCUGGGCCAGAAGCACAAGCUCAUCAAUAACUGUCUGAUCUGUGGGCGUAUUGUCUGUGAACAAGAGGGCUCUGGCCCUUGCUUAUUCUGUGGCUCUCUGGUAUGCACUCGUGAAGAGCAGGAUAUUUUACAGCGUGACUCAAACAAGAGCCAGAAACUGCUGAAGAAGCUCAUGUCAGGGACGGAGAAUUCUGGAAAGGUGGAUAUCUCCCCCAGGGACCUUCUUCCUCAUCAGAAGUCUCGAAUUAAGUCUGGCCUAGAGAAGGCUGUCAAGCAUAAAGACAAACUGUUAGAGUUUGACAAAACUAGUGUUCGAAGGACCCAAGUCAUUGACGAUGAGUCAGAUUACUUUGCCAGUGAUUCUAACCAGUGGUUGUCAAAAAUUGAGCGGGAAACCCUGCAGAAACGACAGGAGGAGCUGAGAGAACUUCGACAUGCCUCUCGGCUCUCUAAGAAGAUCACUAUCGACUUUGCAGGCAGGAAGAUCCUAGAAGAAGAAAAUCCACUAGCAGAAUAUCACAGCAAACUAGAUGAGACAAUACAGGCCAUUGCCAAUGGAACCUUCAACCAGCCACUGACCAAAUCGGGUAGAUCUUCUGCAGAACCUUUGGGAAUUCUGGUGAAUCCCAAUAUGGACCAGCCCCCUCCCCAGUGGGUAGACCAGACAGGUGCAGCCUCACAGAAGAGGUCUCUGCAUUUAGCAGGAUCAGAACUAGAGCUCAGUUCACACCAGCACCGGAUGCGAAUCCAGGACCGGGAGUUUCAGGAAGGCUUUGAUGGUGGCUGGUGCCUCUCUAUGCAUCAGCCUUGGGCUUCUCUGCUUGUCAGAGGGAUUAAAAGGGUGGAGGGGAGAACCUGGUACACCCCUCACAGAGGACGACUUUGGAUAGCAGCCACAGCCAAAAAACCCUCCCCUCAAGAAGUCUCAGAACUCCAGGCUACAUAUCGUCUUCUUCGUGGGAAAGAUUUGGAAUUUCCCUGUGACUAUCCAUCAGGUUGUCUUCUCGGCUGUGUGGACCUAACUGACUGCUUGUCCCAGAAGCAAUUUAAGGAGCAGGGAAGCUGGAUUCCAAGAUCCAUCAAGGAGCAAAGAAGGGGUUAAUGAAGCAGAAUAAAGCCAUUUGACCCAGGAGAAAAGAAACUGUACAGCACAGUGGAAUUUUGUGUACUGAAGUGCUGUCCGUUGGUCCUUUGGAACCGAAGCAGUAGGAAUCUAAAGGCUUGGCAAUCAGCCUUGACUCUCUCACAAUUUAAACUCUUAACCAAAAUCUGUAUAUUUUUCUUAAAGAGUAGAUUCUUACCUUCUGUAGUGGGUCAAACUCUGUGAAUAUAUUCUUUAUAAAAACCAAUUUUAAAAAGUCUAAAUCUUCAACGUUUUCUCAGAAUGGUAUUAGAGAAGAGAAAAGAAGAAGCUGGAAAUUUCCUCCCUGAGGCUUGAAUUUGUAGUUAGGAAAACUCUUGCUUGGAUUUUAAAGUUUCUUUUCAAAGUGAUAGCCCCGUCGAGGAGUAGGAGGUUUUAGGAAUCCUGUGUACAUACAAACCUGUAAUGGGACAAAAAAGGUUUUUAACAAGUUUUCUGCCCCAGUCCAGCUUCUCUGAAGUGAACAGUCUUCAAAAGCUGAGUUACCUUCCUUGGCAGAUUUUUUUUUUUUUGAGGGAUAACUUGAAGAAGUGCUGCUGCUUUGUUCUUUGGUUUGAGAAGCUAGGACAUGAGAGGAUGGAACUGGAAGGAGACAGAGCCACCUUCUGAAGAGCACAAAGCUGCCGUAUUUGUUUUGUUGGUAUUGCAAAAGCAUCACUUGGGAAGGGCAAUUAGAAACAAACUGAAAAAUAAAAUCUCUUCAGUAAAUGCAUCCAAAUACCCCCAAACCCUGAAAGCAGGCCUUUUAAACCACCCACACCCCAGGAAGCUGUGAGCUUUGGGAAUACAGGAGGGUGGUUGGAAAUGAGAUUUUUACUAGUCAGUCUGGCCCCACUUAGUGAAGCGCUUUGUUUCUGAGGCUGUUCUGAAGAGCUGUCAGAAUCUCAGUUGCUGGCACCUUGAGGAAAUUCAUGGCCUUAAAUGUGUAUGUUCUGCUUCUUACAAAGCAGCACCAUCACGCUGGGGAAGUUGGAUUCCCUCCAGCAGUUGUGUGCAUGACUUUAAAAAGAGAGAGAGAGGGAGAGAAAAAAAGUGCCCUAUGUUAUGAAAAAGAUUAAUUUCCCCUUUCUUUAAUCCUUCAUAUUCAGCGUUGAUUUGCAUUGAAAUGCCUCCACUCAUUAUGCAUUGAUGUUCACUCGGCUGUGAACCCUGCUUGUUGCAUAGCUCUAGGCGUGGGCUCUGCGGGGCCUGAUCACUGCGUUCCCAGGGAAGAGCCACCCCAGUCUUGUUCUGGUGAUGCCAACGUGCAGUGGUCUCUUUUUUUCCCUGUUCAAUCUAUGUGGAGAGAGUGGAAAGUACAGCUAAUGACACUCUUUAAGGGAGAAAAAAGUCUCUUUCUGGCUUCCUGCAGACCCUAGUAGUAUUAAUAAAGUCACACUGGCUUCACUAAGCAGUUAAUAGUUUACCAGGCAAUAGCACCCUGAAUUCUAUACUGGAAUUGCCUGGUCCUCUUAAUACCAAAAGUAGCCCUGGUGGCACAGUGGGUAAGAGUUCGGCUGCUAACCAAAAUGCUGGCUGUUUGAAUCCACCCAGAUGCUCCAAGGGAGAAAGAUUUGGCAGUCUGCCUCUC
This is a messenger RNA of Trichechus manatus latirostris (Florida manatee), 3246 nucleotides long. It is a transcript of the gene TRIP4, whose product is annotated as thyroid hormone receptor interactor 4. Gene Ontology annotation, cellular component: nucleus. The transcript has 12 exons. Gene Ontology annotation, biological process: positive regulation of DNA-templated transcription. The record is from RefSeq and is a predicted model, not a curated record. Gene Ontology annotation, molecular function: zinc ion binding; transcription coactivator activity. The coding region runs from base 15 to 1637 and encodes 540 amino acids. NCBI's taxonomy places the organism in Eukaryota, Metazoa, Chordata, Mammalia, Sirenia, Trichechidae.